UCUGCCGGUGGAUGAAGGCACUGAUUUAAAGAGCCUUGGACUCACAAUGGCUCUGUCAGGAUCAGCGGCAGCGGGCAGAGUGAGACUCAUGCUGCCCACCACUUGGUCUGUUUGGAAGAUGUUGUCAUCGGUCUCGUACCGAAACCUCUCGGGUUCUGCUGCUAUGAAGUACCUCAACGUGCCUUCACCUCCUAGAUCUUUGUACCCAACUUUUCUUGCAGCUCCUUCUGUCACUCUGUGUCAGAAGAGAAAUUAUGCCAAGAGCAAAGAUAAGAAAAGCAAAGAUAAGAAAACAAAAGUCCACUUGUCCGAUGAGGAGAUGUCCGAAGUGUUGAACGUCACACAUAUGCGAAACCAGUUUUCAGAAACGGUGGAAAACCUCAAACAAGAUUAUAUCAAGAACCUCUCUCUUAGAACUUCUGCAGGCAGUAUUGAAAAUCUUUCCGUACAACUGGAGGGGGACGAGUAUCCUCUGAAUGAAGUUGCACAGGUGUCCCGCAAGUCUUCACACAUGUUGGUCAUCAAUGCAUCGGCCUUCCCCCAAGCUUUAACUGGGAUCAUCAAAGCCAUCCAGGAGGCAGGAAUGAAUCUUAACCCACAGCAGGAGGGAACGACACUAUACGUUCCUCUUCCUAAAGUUACAAAGGAGCAUAGAGAAAAUUUAGCAAAAAAUGCAAAAACUUUGUAUAAUCGAUGCAAAGAUCAGCUGAGAGAGACCCAGAACCAGUACAUCCGUAAAGCUAAGAGAAAGGAAGGCCAGGUGUCCGAAGAUCUGAUUCACGAUGUACAACAGAAGGUACGAGAGAUAGCAGAGAGCCACAUGCAGGAAGCUGAGAAAAUGAUGUCAGUGAAGCAGAAAGAAUUACUUAAAACAAACUAGACUGUACAUCCUCGACUCUUUUUAACUGUUAAUAUUAGUUUAUUAAAGAACAUAUACACUGUAUAUUAUACAGAGAUGCCUCAUCAAGUUUAUACUCGCCUGUUGUAAGUUUAGAUAUUUUAAACAAAUAUUUAGUUUAAAAUGCUAAGCAACUUUUACAUAGUGUGGGUGCCCAGUUCCAGCCCAGCCUUCAUUUAUACAGUACAGUGCAGUGGUACAUGUGAUAUUUUAGCUAUAGUAAUUUGAUCUUUUUAGAAACUUUUUGUCCUGAAAUGAAAUAGCACCUCUAUAAGUUGACUGUUUGCAGCAGCUCACAAAAGUAGAAUCUUCCCAUCAUUACAAAACAUUGUUGUAUUUGCAAGAAAGUAAAAAAACAAAUUAAUUAAAGAAAAGACCUUGUGAGUACCCUAAACCACAUUUUCUUUGGGGUAGGUGGAGGGAAGUUGGACAGUGUACAGGGGUCAUGACUAUCAUCGGCCCAAAGACUUAAAGAAAUGGAGAAGAUUAAUAAAAACAACCUUACGAAAUGAGCAACACAUACUGAAUACUGUACAGUGGUCCAAUGAGAUUUGUUUUAGGCCUACUGAGAACUAAGGCACUCGAGUAUGUAAGCAGGCUGGGGCUGAUCAGAUGUUGCUGCAUUCGUCAGGUUU
Homarus americanus (American lobster) is the source of this 1533-nucleotide messenger RNA. RefSeq names its product ribosome-recycling factor, mitochondrial-like (gene mRRF1). Gene Ontology annotation, cellular component: mitochondrion. Gene Ontology annotation, molecular function: ribosomal large subunit binding. Gene Ontology annotation, biological process: translation. Lineage: Eukaryota; Metazoa; Arthropoda; Malacostraca; Decapoda; Nephropidae. The coding region runs from base 47 to 880 and encodes 277 amino acids. The transcript is spliced from 6 exons. The record is from RefSeq and is a predicted model, not a curated record.